AUGGCACCUCGGCUGGUCCUACAAAACCACGGCCUGCGCGCCAUUCGAGUUCAACUCCACCCUAAAUUACCGCGGUUCCUCUCAUAUCUCCCCGCUUCCUCGUCGACGUCAUUGCGAUCGUGCCACCCGAGCUUCAAAUCCAAAUCCAAAGCCGUCACCUCCGCACUCACCCUCUCACCCUUUUCAACCCCCCUCCAACACCGUCAAAUCAGAACCAUGGCCGCCGCCACCACUUUCUACGACUUUGAGCCCGUCGACAAGAAGGGCGAGACUUUCCCUCUCACCUCCCUCCAGGGCAAGGUCGUUCUCGUCGUGAACACCGCGUCCAAGUGCGGCUUCACCCCGCAGUUCGAGGGCCUCGAAAAGCUCUACCAGACCUUGAAGGAGCGCUACCCCGAACAAUUCACCAUCCUCGGAUUCCCCUGCAACCAGUUCGGCAGCCAAGACCCCGGCUCCAACGAUGACAUCCAAUCCUUUUGCCAGCUCAACUAUGGCGUGACAUUCCCCGUACUCGGCAAGCUCGAUGUUAAUGGCAACGAGGCCGCCCCCAUUUUCAGUUGGUUGAAGGAGCAGCAGCCUGGCCUUAUGGGCUACAAGCCCGUCAAGUGGAACUUUGAGAAGUUCCUGGUUUCUGCCGACGGAAAGGUCGUCGGUCGCUGGAGCAGUCUCACCAAGCCCGAGUCUCUGCAAGACCCUAUCGAGAAGGAGAUCGCGAAGGCUAAGGCGGCUGGCACUCUUGCCUCAGGAGAGCAGGCCAAGUUGUCCUAG
Messenger RNA from Penicillium waksmanii, 768 nucleotides. Its product is annotated as glutathione peroxidase. The coding region runs from base 1 to 768 and encodes 255 amino acids. Gene Ontology annotation, biological process: response to oxidative stress. NCBI's taxonomy places the organism in Eukaryota, Fungi, Ascomycota, Eurotiomycetes, Eurotiales, Aspergillaceae. The record is from RefSeq and is a predicted model, not a curated record. Gene Ontology annotation, molecular function: glutathione peroxidase activity. The transcript has 2 exons.